UGGAGUCUUUCCCAUCAUGCAAUCCUGGUCGGAAAUGGAAAAGCCUGGCCAAGGUGGAGCAGUUUUUUCUUUGUGCACGUAUUUUUUCCCCCUAGAUUUCAGCCACUUAACUAAAUCUAAGUCUCGACGACGUGUCCAGCAUUAGCCACAUUACGGACUCAAACAUCAGUCUUCAAGUCUGGGCACUCGUUGACGUUUUGUCGGCUACUUUAGCCUAUCCUAGCCGGCUAACCGCUAACAAAGCUGUAAGGAACGUCGUCAAGCGUUCAGAAAUUAAGUGAGAAAUAUGUUCGCGAGAACUACACCGGCUGCAGAAAAGUUCGAAGAGGAACUUUGUGGAGUAAAACAGGAGCCCCGACGUCACCAUGAUUCGACUGAUUGCAAAAUAAUGCACGCAAAGGUGGUUCUUCGCAGACUCGAAGAUUUAUAUGUCAGCCAAGCCCUCCAGUCUUCAUGCGUCAAAGGGGAGGAGGAAGAGUCGCAAUGCUUCAAGGUGGAGGAAAAGUCCGUUCACAUUCAAGGAUUAAAAAAAUAUCUUGGUGCUGAGCCAGAAUCUCCUGACGUAAAAGAGGAUGUUGAGCUCCCUCAAAUCAAAGAGGAGGAGGACCCAGAGCCCUGUCAACAGAAGCAGCUUCCAAUCAAAAAGGAGGAGGAGGAGCUGCCAUCUGGUAAAGAGGAGGAGGAGCAUAUCACCAGAUUGACUGGUGAGCCCUUGAAGAGUGAAGAUGGUCCGAGUGAGGCAAGCAGAGGGCCGGAGCCUCCAAGCGGCAGCAGCUCAACAGAAGGAUUGCAAGCAGACAUUGACAUCGCUCCAUCAGACAGAGAUAGCGCCACGUCACACUCACCUUACAAUGAUGAUGGUCAUAAGACAUCUCACGGUGACGACAAACUAUGCAAAUGCUCUCAGUGUGGGAAAACCUUUGCUAAUAAGUAUACUUGUCGGACGCAUAUGAAGAGCCACACUGGUGAAAAACCGUUUGUCUGCUCAGUUUGUCAUCAAAGAUUCACUCAAAAGCAAACCUUGAAACAACACGAAAGAACCCACACUGGCGAAAAACCUUUUACGUGCUCAAUUUGUGAUCAAACAUUCAGUCACAAGCGAUCCUUAAGACGACACACAAGAACCCACACUGGUGAAAAACCUUUUUUCUGCUCAGUUUGUGAUCAAAGAUUUGCUUGGAAGCAACAAUUAAAAGAACACACAAGAACCCACACUGGCGAAAAACCUUUUUUCUGCUCGGUUUGUGAUCAAACAUUUGCUUGGAAGCAACAUUUAAAAGAACACACAAGAACCCACACUGGCGAAAAACCUUUUGCAUGCUCAAUUUGUGAUCAAAAAUUCUGGCACUACAGCAACUUGAUAUUCCACACAAGAAUCCACACUGGUGAAAAGUCUUUUUCCUGCUCUGUUUGUGGAAAAGGUUUUGUUCAGGAGGGAAACUUAAGAAAACACACAAGAACCCACACUGGCGAAAAACCUUUUUCCUGCUCCGUUUGCGGCCAGAGAUUCUCUGAGAAGGGAAACCUAAAACAACACACAAGAAUCCACACUGGCGAAAAACCUUUUUCCUGCUCAGUUUGUGAUCAAAGAUUCGCUCAGAAGAAACACUUAAAAAGACACACAAGAACCCACACUGGUGAAAAACCUUUUUCCUGCUCAGUUUGUGGUAAAAAAUUCCCUCGGAAGGAAGGGAUGAAGAGACACGUGUGUGUUGGUGUGAUAAGCAAAGGCCAAUGACUGUUUUGCAUGUCCUCCAUGCUGGCUUCAUCAGAUUUUGCACACAUGACGAUUGUUUUCCGUAAAACUUCCAUGAAUCCUAUUGAGGAUUGGCACUUUUGGUGCCUUGCUUUGUCCAAUUGUUGUAUGAUGUACAUCCACCUUAUUGCCUAAACCUCAGCUGAUUGCACGCUCUCAAGUUUGUCAUGUCUGUGUGCCUUCUCAGUUGUUUUUCUUUUCUUUCCUGUGCAUGAUUCAGCUGCAUGGGCAGGGCUGUUCAGCACAUCUCUGUCACGUUAGGAGCGCUCAUUAUUUAAAGACUCCUGUGUGUGCGAGUGUCGGACUUUUGCUUUCUUUGUUUUACUUGACUUGUUUACUUUGUUUUUGGCCUUUUCUGGCCAUCGACGCCUUUCCCUUGGUUCUCUCGCCGACUCGGUUCGUGCCUCUUUUUGUUUGUAUUUUUUCCUCACGUGUUCUGGCGUGCUCCCUUGGUUUUUUUUUGUAAUAAAUUCUCCACAAACUUCCUCGUCUGUGUUAGAUCCAUAUUAGAUCCAUAUUAUACGGCUCGCCGUUUUAUUACAAAAGUUGCGUCAUUUAUAACGUACUGCCCCUUUCAAACUACACUUUUCACAUUUAAUAUUUGAAACAUUUAUUCGUUUUCCAUGCCGCUUUUCCUCACGAGGGUUGAGGAGGAGAUGGAGCCUAUCCCAGCUGACUACGGGCAGUAGGCAGGGUACACCCUGAACGGGUUGCCAGCCAGUCGCAGGGCACAAGGGGACAUACAACCAUUCACGCACACAUUCAUACCUACGGACAAUUUAGAGUGUUCAAUCAGCCUACCACGCAUGUUUUUGAGAUGUGGGAGGAAACUGGAGUUCUCGGAGAAAACCCACACAGGCACGAGGGGAACAUGCCAUCUCCACACAGGAAGGCCGGAGCCUGGGAUUGAACCCCUGAUUUUAAAACAUUUUUGAAACAGCAGACCCCAAAUUCCCCCCAAAAAAUCCAAAUUCAUUCAAAGUACUGUCAUCAAAUAAAUAUGGAAAAUUAGAAUAUAUUGUCACUUGUUUAUUUUUAUUUUUAUUUUUUUAAUUCAGUCCACUGCAUUUAAAUGUACUUUUCAUCUUUUAUCCUAGUAUUCGUUGAAAAGAAAUUGUGAGUAACUGCUUACAACUUCUGAUUUAGAAUAGAAAAAAAAAAAAAAAAGGUAUUUAUAGAUUUAUUUAUUUUGUGAUUUUGUUUGUUAAACAUUUUUUUUUGUUUCAGCACAACUUCAUCUACAUGAACUUUUAUUAUAAGUAUAGUAUAGAAUUACGGAGCCCCGAAUGGGACCUGGAAGAAGAAGAAAAAAAAAAGAGGGAAAAUGACGUUGACGUUAAAAAAAAAAGUGCCCUUUAAAGGGUAUGACAACACCUGGGGAAAUGCUAAUAUUCCAUCAUUUAUCCAUCAACGCAUGCCUUUUGAAUUCAUAUCAUGCCACUUCGUGUAAUUACACACAUAGCAACACCAAGAAAAUGAUAGAAAUUACCGUAUUUUUCGGACUGUAAGUCGCGUUUUUUUUUUUUUUUUCAUAUUUUGGCUGGGGGUGCGACUUAUACUCAGGAGUGACUUAUGUGUGGAUUUAUUAACACAUGAUAUAAUUUCACGUUAUUUUGGUGUUUUGCAGUGACACCGAUGGUUUUGUAAAGUUGUUAGCAUGUUCUUAUUCUAUAGUUAUCUGAAUAACUCUUUUUUUUUAGCUAUGGCCACGUUCGCAUGUUCAAUUGUAUUAUUGACUUUUUUAUCUUGAAAUGGAUGCAUUUAGUUUGUGGCGCUUUCACGCCCACGUGAGGGCACACUCGCACUUGUUUACGUGAAGAAGAGUGCUCACACGCCAGAAGAAGAUGGACAGCUACGUAGCUCUGAGUGAGUGAGUGGGCGAGUUAGCCAGAGAGAAUAGACGGCUGCGAACCUACUUUCAUUGUUUAUGCUUUUAAAUCAUCUCUACAGAGGCAACGCCUGCGUGUAUCAUCUUUUCUGUUGUUGUUGUGUGUUUUCCACCCGCGAUCGGACACUUAGAGCCAGUUCUGUGGUUGUUUGAACGAUGUGCUAAUGAUAGCGAACGCAUGCUAACCUGUUACUUAUUACUAAUAGUACCUAAUUAUCAUUUAUUUACGUUGAUGCGAACCUGUUUUCUAUCGAGGACCAAAUUGAUUCAGCAAAUUAUACGGACAUCCAGCAUUGUCUUUUGGGAGUUCGCUGUAUAGCCAGGACCGAGCCGUAGCGUAGGACAGUAUAUUCACAUUUCGUUGUUCAUGCACUGUACAUUUAUUUAGCAUGUUGUUCUAUAUUAUAUUUUUAUAUUAAAUUGCCUUUCAAGAUGACAUGUCUGUUCUAUGUGUUGGAUUUUAUCAAGUAAAUUUCCCCCAAAAAUUCGACUUAUACUCCGGUGCGACUUGUACAUGUUUUUUUUCUCUUCGUUGGGCAUUUUAUGGCUGGAUCGACUUAUACUCAGGAGCGACUUGUAGUCCGAAAAAUACGGUAGAUCGAUUGUCAAGCUAAAAGGACCCACCCCCAAGAUGCCGGAAAUCUAGCAUAUUGUGUGCGUGACGUCACUAUAGGGAAACAACCGGCUCAGUGCUUAGUACUGAAUGGCGGCGACGAUGGCGGACAAUUUUGUUUCUAGUUGCAGCGACGAAUCCGACGUAACGAACAUUCUUCUAAUGGUGACGAGGAGAGUUAUGAACCUUUCUUUGGUGUUUCGGGUUAUCAAUUUGAGCCCAAACGAAAGCCAUUGCAGCGUAAUGAAAGGAUUAUUGAGGGGAGCAAUCACACUGAUGAAACACCGGCGGCAACAGCAACACCGAAUGGUUUGUUUUGCAUUUCUUUUUGUGAAGCUGAUACACCGUGACCACAAAAUAAUGUAUUGAAUUAUUAUUAUCAUUUAAUGUGCUAUCAUCGGUUUUCGCUCUGCCAACUGACACAAAUAUGAACUGGAUUAGAGGAUUUGUUCUAUAUAUUUUACGAGCGAUAAUUUAUCCAUGUGUGGGGGUGGCGUGGCUCAGUGGUAGAGUAGUUGUCCCCCAACCCAGAGGUUGUGGGUUCGAUUCUUCACCCUGAUGAACUCACCUAAGUAUCCUUGAGCAAGAUACUGAACCCCACGUUGCUCCUGGUGCUGUGUCACCAGUAGGUGAAUGGCGAGAUAGUGUAAAGCGCUUUGAGCGCCUUGAUAAGGUGGAAAAGCGCAAUAUAAGUAUAACACCAUUUACCAUGUGUCCAGUCCUAAAUCCAAUUCGUGAUAUGUUUU
Corythoichthys intestinalis (scribbled pipefish) is the source of this 5003-nucleotide messenger RNA. Its product is annotated as zinc finger protein OZF-like. Gene Ontology annotation, cellular component: nucleus. The record is from RefSeq and is a predicted model, not a curated record. The transcript is spliced from 3 exons. Gene Ontology annotation, biological process: regulation of transcription by RNA polymerase II. NCBI's taxonomy places the organism in Eukaryota, Metazoa, Chordata, Actinopteri, Syngnathiformes, Syngnathidae. The coding region runs from base 287 to 1738 and encodes 483 amino acids. Gene Ontology annotation, molecular function: DNA-binding transcription factor activity, RNA polymerase II-specific; RNA polymerase II cis-regulatory region sequence-specific DNA binding.